AUGAAGCUCACCGAUGAGCAGUUAGAUAUGGUCGGGAUCGCGGGGCGUGUCACCUCGGUCCUAUCUAUUCUAGGGUCAUUCGUUAUCAUCGGAGCAUUUUGUUUAUCGCGAUACUUUCGAAGUCCAAUCCAUCGGAUCAUCUUCUUCAACGCCUUUUAUAACUUGAUAGACUCGGCUGGGACGAUGAUAUCAGUAUCGGGGCCUGCGGCAGGUGAUACUUCGUCCUUGUGCCAAUUCCAGGGAUUUGCCCUUCAAAUGUUUCCACUUGCAGAUGUUCUCUGGACAUUGGCAAUGAGUCUUGACACAUACCUCGUCGUUUUCCAUCACUUCGACGCACAUUCCUUACAAAAGCUUGAAAUCAAAUACCUCGGAGUGAUCUCCGCGUUGACCGGCAUACCCGCCAUUGUCUUUCUUUUCAUCAGAACUCCUGCUAGAGGCCCAAUUUAUGGUGGCGAGACUAUUUGGUGUUCUAUAUCCCCUCGUUGGAUGCUAGUUCGCAUCGUACUUUACUAUGUUCCUGUGUGGAUCGUCAUAUCUAUUGUGGUGAUCAUUUAUUUCUUGAUCGGUAUCGAAAUCUCAAGGCUGCGCGACGAGUUCAAACUCACCGAAGACGAUCACAUCGCUCUUACCUCCCAAUCGACGAGCAUCCGACCUUUCGAUAAUAACGACAGUUCUGUGACAACUAUUGUUGAAUCAGACAUGAAUCACAAACCCGCACUUGUCCCUGAGGCCCACAUUAUAAGCCAAUCGUCCUUGGAGCGAACCUCCACCUUGCGACAACCUGCUAGGCAUUUCACACCCGCCGAUCAUAGCCCACCAACCCAACGACGCAUGUCUUUCAAACAAUAUAUCCUCAUGCCGUCACUGUUCUUCCUGGCCCUUCUGGCAACAUGGGUUACGCCAACAAUCAACCGUGUUUCUUUGUUCAUUUCCCCGAAUAAUCACUCAUAUCCACUGCUGUUGGCUGUGAGUGCAUUGGGGUCCUUGCGUGGGUUCUGGAAUGGUAUCAUCUUUAUCACCAUGGGAAUGAAAGGGUGGAAGAGAAGAGCUAUAGAAAGAAAGAAUUUCAAGAAACAAGUAGAUGAGAAGGGGUAUUCGAUAAAUCACUGAGCGCAUUAUGAUCGAUAAUACAUAAUUAGUCUUCCACUGAUGUUCCAAGCCAUUGCCUUCCCCGGGAAACCUCGGCGCUGCAGGGCACAAUCAGAGUACACAAAGAUCGCCUAUAGAGUAGGUUCAUCAAAAGCCGUGCAGGACUUUGAGCAUCAUCACACACCCUGGAUGGCUACCGCGAUAGCUCAAAUAGAGCUCUGCCACCGGUUUCGCUUCAACAUGACUCCAAUGAAACAACUCGACCAAUCAAGAAAGAAAUUGGCGAUCUGAAUUGUUUGGGAAAGAAAAGCGAAAGGCACAACGUGCGUUCAGCCCGUCGAGGAACCGAGAUAUCCCGAAUGAGAUGGUCCUCUUCGGAAUCAUGGAAUGAAGCAUCGGUGGCUUGGAUUAGAGUUAAGAAUUAGGUUCUCGCUCAACUCUCGAGGAUCCGUUGUGUAACAGCGG
This is a messenger RNA of Penicillium subrubescens, 1554 nucleotides long. It is a transcript of the gene gprI, whose product is annotated as putative cAMP receptor (Car4). Gene Ontology annotation, biological process: adenylate cyclase-activating G protein-coupled receptor signaling pathway. NCBI's taxonomy places the organism in Eukaryota, Fungi, Ascomycota, Eurotiomycetes, Eurotiales, Aspergillaceae. Gene Ontology annotation, cellular component: plasma membrane. Gene Ontology annotation, molecular function: G protein-coupled receptor activity. The coding region runs from base 1 to 1110 and encodes 369 amino acids. The record is from RefSeq and is a predicted model, not a curated record. The transcript has 5 exons.